AUGUUCGCGAUCCGCCAAGCGGCAGGCAAAGGCCUAGGUGUUUUUGCAUCAAAACCCAUUCUAAGGGGUCAAAGAAUUCUUACCGACCAAGCUCUACUCACCAUCUCCUCAACGGAUAGCAGCUCUAUCCUUCAACAAGCUCACCUCCUCUCAACAGCUGGCCGGAAAUCACUCCUCUCGCUAUCUAUCAAUCCCAGCAAAUCAAGUGUUUUUAGCUGGCUAGAGUCAAUAUGGCGAAGCAAGUCUGCUCCGCAGGACACUGUCUCCAAUCACACAAUCCUCAACAUCUUCCGCAACAAUAACUUCAACAUUGGCAACCAGAUCCAAGCGCUCUUUCCUCAAGUUGCACGGCUCAACCACUCAUGUGUACCCAACUCGCAGGGAAACUUUAACAAGACGCUAAAUGCUUUUACCAUCCACGCGACUAGAGACAUUGAGAAGGAAGAGGAAAUCACCAUUUCGUACCUUGACGAGCAUCUGGGCUUGCGAGACUCGCGGCAGAGUGCGCUGCAGGACGGAUAUGGCUUCACCUGCGGCUGCUCCGCUUGCAACCCUGCAACCUGGGAGAUAGGCGAGGCACGCAGAACGGAAAUCAAACGCAAACUAGAGCAUUUCGCCGAGACAGCCUCAGAAAAGCCGAAUGACGAGUUUGAGAUGAUGCUGGCGCUGUUGGACGCUUACAACGCGGAAGCGAUUCGUGGACGAGAAGUGUCUACCAUGUAUAUCGCGACUGCGCGUAAAGCGUUCGAAUUGAAGAAACCAAAGGAAGGGCAGGACUUGGCCUUGAUGGGCCUGCGUCUGGAAGAAGAAGCUGUUGGGAAAGACAGUCCGUUUUUCGUGGCGACGAGGAAAGAGGUAUUGGCGCUCGGAGUUGAGGCCUAG
Colletotrichum spaethianum is the source of this 882-nucleotide messenger RNA. Its product is annotated as SET domain-containing protein 5. Gene Ontology annotation, molecular function: protein binding. The transcript has a single exon. The coding region runs from base 1 to 882 and encodes 293 amino acids. The record is from RefSeq and is a predicted model, not a curated record. NCBI's taxonomy places the organism in Eukaryota, Fungi, Ascomycota, Sordariomycetes, Glomerellales, Glomerellaceae.